AUCCUCUUCCUCUGGCUCAUAGCUCUUCUCUGUUGCUCCAGUUAUUUUGCAUCAGUUGCAGUUUGGCUGGGCCUGAAUUCCUUGUUUUAAGCUGUUACUUUGACCCUUUUGGUCUGCAGGUUUUUUUUUUUUUUAUCGGAGAGGUGUGAGUGUUACUUUCAUUUUACACUUUUUUUCCCCCUUCUUCUUUCAGAAGCUGUUUGGCACGUGCCCCGCCCCCCUCCAAAUCCUUUUUCCCCAUCCGUUUGGAGAAAUUCUGUUGCUUAAACAAUACACAGGCUUUUUUGAACAAUGAGUUCGUACAACGUUUCACUCACUGGACCUUCGCCUUGGGGCUUCCGGUUGCAAGGAGGCAAGGACUUCAACAUGCCCCUCACCGUUUCCAGGAUUACACCAGGGAGCAAGGCAGCCUCCAGCAACCUGAUCCAGGGUGACAUCAUCGUGGCCAUUGAUGGGGUCAGCACAGAGGGGAUGACACACCUGGAGGCCCAAAACAAGAUCAAGUCUGCCAACUUCAGUCUGGCCCUUACCAUGCAAAGGUCAAAGCGGCCCACUCCAGUUCCCAUGACAACAUCAAGGAUUGACUCCCCUAUGCCUGUGAUCCCUCAUCAGAAGGUUAUUACCAACACUCCUGCCAACACUGAGUACCUGCCCAGCUUCAACCCAAUAGCUCUGAAGGACACUGCACUCUCCACCAACAAGCCCAUUGAGGUGAAGGGGCCUGGAGGCAAGGCCACCAUCAUCCAUGCGCAGUACAACACCCCCAUCAGCAUGUACUCCCAGGAUGCUAUUAUGGAUGCCAUUGCUGGCCAGUCCCAGGCCAGGGGUAGCGAGCUGUCUGGUAAUCUGCCAGUUAAAGACCGUGUUAUAGACAGUGCUUCCCCAGUGUAUCAGGCCGUCAUCCCCAGAGAAAUCAAUGAACUGGAGCCGGCUGAUUGGGCCAAAAGAGCCGCCCAGCUGCAGUCCAAGUCCUUCCGUGUCCUCGCCCACAUUACUGGAACUGAAUACAUGCAAGACCCUGAUGAGGAAGCUCUGAGAAGGUCAAGUACUCCUGCUGAGCAUGCUCCAGUUUCCACCAGUAUUGCACCUGUCUGUCCGCCUACUAUCGCUGCUUUGCCCAAUGAGCUCUUUUCGGAGCCGCAGAUUGCCAAUCAGGCGCCCGAGCCUGAUGCGGAGCAGAAUCCUGAGCAAACCAUGGUAACCAGCUUCAACUUGCAGACCUCUAUGGGUUACAGUUCCCAGUACAAAACCUCCAUGUCCAGUUCUUACUCCCAGCUCCCACCUAUGCAGCAGCCACCACCACCCAUGCAGCACAGCUCCAUCCAGAUCCCCGUAGGUGCACCUCCACCUAAAGUGGUCAGCACUGCCACCAUUAUGCCUGCAGCCUACUCAGCUGCCCCAGCACCAGCUCCUCCAAUGGUUCACAAGCCUGCUCCACCUCCACCUGCUCCUGCCGCAGCUCCAGCGUCUUCUUCCAACAGGCCUCCUUGGGUUACUGAUGAGAACUUUGCUCAUAAAUUUGACCCUAGCAAACCCACCACCACCUCCACAAAUGUCAGAGUGCAGCCUCUUCCCCAGGCGGCCCCACCACCACCGCCCUACAUCCCCAACCCCGUCCCUGCUCCCGUUCCUGUUCCUGCUCCUGCCGCACCCAGCCCUGCAUUCAACCCCACCCCCUUCCCACCAGUGGCUCGUGGAGUUGCUCAGAGGGCAGAGCGGUUUGCAGCCAGCAACAGAACACCUCUGUGUGGAGCCUGCAACAGCAUCAUCAGGGGACCAUUCCUGGUGGCACUGGGUCGUUCCUGGCAUCCAGAGGAGUUCAACUGCCAUUAUUGCCACACGUCUCUGGCUGAUGUCAGCUUUGUGGAGGAGCAGAAUAAUGUUUACUGUGAAAACUGCUAUGGAGAGUUCUUCGCACCUACAUGUGCCCGCUGCAACACCAAGAUCAUGGGAGAAGUGAUGCAUGCACUGCGGCAGACCUGGCACACCACUUGCUUUGUGUGUGCAGCUUGUGGAAAGCCCUUUGGAAACAGCCUCUUCCAUAUGGAGGAUGGUGAGCCGUAUUGUGAGAAAGAUUAUAUUGCACUCUUCAGCACAAAGUGCCAUGGCUGUGACUUCCCAGUUGAGGCAGGAGACAAAUUUAUUGAAGCUCUUGGCCACACAUGGCAUGAUACCUGCUUUGUUUGUGCAGUGUGCCAUGUGAACCUGGAAGGACAACCUUUCUACUCCAAGAAGGACAAGCCCUUGUGCAAGAAGCAUGCACAUGCCAUCAAUGUGUAGAUGCUUCAGCAUUGCAUCAAAAGCUGUCGCAAUUAAUACAUUUGCAUGUGUGGUUUAUGGCAAGACAUCAGUGUCUAUCCAAAUGACAAAAACUAAUAUAAAAGACAUACAGUAUAUUAAAUAGCAUAAUAGUAAGAGGAUUAAACUAGACAUUUUGACAUUUUUAGGUCUUUCUUUGACUUUAUUAUUAUAACCUUAAUACAUUUGCAUACAUUCACUUGUUUGUCUGAUAAAGGAAUUUAAGAGAUAUAACGCUUUUUUUUUUUGUUUGGUGAAUUUAUGCAACAUACAAUUUUUGUGAUAUUAGUGACUAAAACCUUAAUUUGAAAGAUAUUAAUAUUGAAGAUUGAAACAGCCUGAAAAAGUCUAUGCAUAUUAUUACGCCUUAAAAUUUGAAGUAAACUUAAAUGUGAUUUUAUUCCAUUACUAUUUGUUUUCUUGAACAAUAAUGAGGCCUAUAGAUCCCUGACUUGCUUAUCAAUCACAAAAGGAUGUUAAAUAGAUUGAGGCUGUAUGUUGUUUUGCAGUCUUUUCAAUAAUGAAUGGGUGUUUUAUGUGUUACUAAUCUUGUUCAUUUGUGCUUUUAGUGUGUGGGAAAGCAAGUGAGCUAAUUCAUGCAUAUGUGAUGUCAAUAUUAGCAUUAUGUGUCAUAUUUUUAUCUACUCAUUUUAAGAAUGGGAGCAGGGCAUCUGAAGAGGUAAUAAAAUUUAUUUUAAUUUAUUAAUUGUUGCCCUCACAGUGUAUGCAAGACAUAGUUAGCUGUAAUAAUGUCCAGCUCUCAAGGAGUAUUUUUUUUUUUCAAUUAUUCAUGUUUUGCCUUGUCACCUAUGAUAGUUGAUUUUUGUUGUUAUUUAUUUUGCGCAAAACCUCAAUAUUUACAAAAUCUUUGCAAAUGGUGUACUUUACUUGUUUUCUUUGCCAAGAAGGAGGGAUUCACAUUUUUAUUUAAUAAAUACUUUAAUUAACAAGACAAGAGGCACACACAGGAUGCAAGUUGUAUUGUUAAUAUGUAACAAAUGGGGUACCUGAGACUUUUUUUCUCUGUGGGUAUAUGCUACCCAAUUCUGAUGUACAACUUUAAGAUUACAGUAAAGUUUUUGUUUCAUGACUAGUGGCUAUUAAAGAACAUCAUGGUUAAAUUCUGAGAUUGUAAUUCUAGACACUCAUGUUUUCCUAUGUGAUAUUGAUAUUUUAU
Molecule: messenger RNA, 3475 nt
Organism: Sinocyclocheilus anshuiensis
Lineage: Eukaryota; Metazoa; Chordata; Actinopteri; Cypriniformes; Cyprinidae
Product: LIM domain-binding protein 3-like
Exons: 15
Coding region: 292-2280 (662 amino acids)
Biological process (GO): actin cytoskeleton organization; muscle structure development; heart development
Cellular component (GO): Z disc; stress fiber; adherens junction
Molecular function (GO): actin binding; muscle alpha-actinin binding
Source: RefSeq, a predicted model, not a curated record